Messenger RNA from Phragmites australis (common reed), 1531 nucleotides. RefSeq lists its product as uncharacterized. Gene Ontology annotation, cellular component: Prp19 complex; post-mRNA release spliceosomal complex; catalytic step 2 spliceosome. The record is from RefSeq and is a predicted model, not a curated record. The transcript is spliced from 5 exons. The coding region runs from base 1 to 927 and encodes 308 amino acids. Lineage: Eukaryota; Viridiplantae; Streptophyta; Magnoliopsida; Poales; Poaceae.
AUGUAUGUGUCGUUGGGCUUUGGGCCUGCCGAGUCCACGCCAGAUAGGCCCACGUUCGCCGAGUCCAAUUCACACUCGAGAUCCAAAGGAAAUGAACCGCAAAGCCCAACCCAACACCACCUCGCCGCCGCCGCCGCGUCUCCGCUUCCCCGGUCCCCAACGCCAGCCAAGUCUCCGACGGAAUCAAAGCGAACCCAACCAAUCCUAGGGUUCCCGUCCAAUCCCCGUCCAGUGGGGAAGGAGAAUUCCGCGGCAGCGGAGGGAGAAUCGCGGCCGGAGUGCAUCAACUCGUCGAACCCGUUCCACGAGUGCUCCGACUACUGCCUCCGCAAGAUUGCCGAGGCCAGGCAGCGCCUCGACGACGAGCUGCCCGACUCGUGGAAGCGCCCGCCCGAGGAGCGCACUGUCCACCCCGACUGCAUUAACGCCUCCAACCCAUACCACGAAUGCACCGAGUACUGUUUCAAGCGCAUCGCCGACGCCGAAUCUAGGUCGGAGCGUGGGGGCCAAGAACCGCCUGCUAUAGGUGCUGCCAAAUCUGAUGCCGCAGAGCAGCAGUCUGACGAUAAUGAUACUGAGGUGCAGGAAGACGCUGGCGCAGACGAUGGUUACCCGCAGAUGACAGAAAAGCAGAAGUUGUUCGAGCUACGGCUUAAGAUGAACGAAGCAAGGAAGGCAAAUUUGCAGGCAAUGGUUGCUGAAAAAAAGAGGAUGGAGCCUCGAGGUGAGAGUCGAGGUGUUUCUAAGAAGAAAUGGCUGGAGGAUAGGAAGAAGAAGAUCGGCAAGCUGCUUGACUCGAAUGGCCUUGAUUUGUCAAAGGCUUACGUGCUUGAUACACAGGAGACAGCCGAAGCGAAAUACAAGAAAUGGGAGAAGGAAUCCACACCAUAUGGAUGGGAUGGCGAGCUCAUCUCUUCACUUGUCUAGCAUCAACGUUUAUUUGAUUGUUUUCAAUCAAAAGACUUUGCAUGAUGCAUACAAAAAGAGGAUUAAGAACAUAGAGAUUGACAUGGAGGUGUAGAGUAAAGCAAAGGAAGGCGAUCCUGAAUUCUACCGUGACGCCUCAAGUCUCCAAUAUGGGAAGGUGUCCAAGGUCCACACAAAAUGGUCAGUGAACUCAAGGAGCAGGAAGAGAAGCGGAAAUCGUUCAGCAGGAGGUGCAAGUUCCAUGAAGACAAGGACAUUGACUCGAUCAACGACUGGAAUGAGCACUUUAACAAGAAGAUCGAGCGAGCCUUUGGCAAGUACACGCUUGAAAUUAAGAACAACCUGGAAAGAGGGACUCCCUUGCCAGAUCAAUACCUUCUGACGUUGCAGCUAACCACUCGACCAACAGGGAGUGGACCUGUCUUUUUUCUUCUUUCGCCUAAUUUCUUCUGUGCAUGUAACUUGUGGUCCACAGUUUGAUUCGGAAUUGUAUGAACCCCGGGACUUGGUUCUUAUGACGAGAGGCUGAUGCCAUGUAUAAACAGUUGUGUAUUUAUGUGAGCUGAAUGGCUUAUACUGCGUUGAGGCCUGUGUCCUUGACUGA